AUGUUCUCGUGGAUGAAAAAGAAUGACGCACAGAAAAACCCUCAAGUGUUCAACUCGGUCGUGGACGGCCUGCGAAAAAUGUACUACAAAGUGUUGAAACCGCUUGAAGAAGCCUAUCUCUUCAAUGAAUUUCACUCGCCGGUUAUGUCUGACCCCGAUUUUGUGGCAAAACCCAUGGUUUUGUUAGUUGGCCAGUAUUCAACGGGUAAGACAACGUUCAUUCGCUAUCUGUUAGAGCGAGAGUUUCCGGGCCUAAGAAUCGGUCCCGAACCAACAACGGACAGUUUCAUUGCUGUUAUGCAUGGCGAGAAUGAUCAAGUAAUACCGGGAAAUGCGUUGAUUGUGGAUCCUCAGAAGCCGUUCCGUACUCUCAGCUCGUUUGGGAAUGCUUUUCUAAACAGGUUUUGCUGCUCUGAGCUCCCCAGCGCCGUUCUUGAAAGCAUUACCAUAAUCGACACGCCUGGUAUCUUGUCCGGAGAAAAGCAAAGUGUCGCACGAGGAUAUGACUUCACGGGCAUAUUAAAGUGGUUCGCUGAGCGCUGCGAUCGGAUAAUUUUGCUCUUCGACGCUCAUAAACUUGACAUUUCCGACGAAUUUCAGCGAGGAAUCCAAGUACUUCGCGACUACGAUGACAAAAUUCGAAUCGUGCUUAACAAAGCUGACAUGGUCACAACACAACAGCUGAUGAGAGUAUAUGGUGCGUUGAUGUGGUCUUUGGGCAAAGUUAUAAACACCCCAGAAGUUGCCCGUGUGUUUUUGGGAUCCUUCUGGGAUCAGCCGCUGCAGAAUGAUGAAAAUCGUAAGCUGUUUGAGUACGAGGCCAAUGAUCUUUUCAGUGAUAUCCAAACACUUCCCAGGAACGCUGCACUCAGAAAGCUGAAUGAUUUUAUCAAGAGAGCUCGCUUAGCUAAGGUAAGUAUUCUAUUUUAGUCCAUUGAUUGAGAUUAACUUAACAUGUAAUCUUAGUGAUUUCUUGUAGGUCAACAGGUCCUUUUGGGAAUUUUCUGAAUAACUGACCUACAAGGAAACAUUCUUUUUCAAAAGUUUAGUUAUGUCAUCGUGGAUGAGUGUCGGUAUAAGGAAGGCCCCAAGUGACACGUGAUCUAAAACGAAAUUCUCCCUUAUAUUAUACCUGCCAACUUUUAAUUUAUAGGCAUGACGUUUUUUCCUGAGAGUGCCAGGANUCAAAAGUUUAGUUAUGUCAUCGUGGAUGAGUGUCGGUAUAAGGAAGGCCCCAAGUGACACGUGAUCUAAAACGAAAUUCUCCCUUAUAUUAUACCUGCCAACUUUUAAUUUAUAGGCAUGACGUUUUUUCCUGAGAGUGCCAGGAGUUUUCGUAGGGGUCGGUUAUUAGGGAGCUUAAGCAGCGACGUUUUUGAGCGACAUACGUCAACCGGAAAUGGACUUUUUGCACUCGUGAGCCGUGAUUUUGAACAAAUUUUUAGGCAGAUCGUCUCUAUAAGAAUUAAGACACUUGGCAAUACAAAUACGGUAGCGGCAAGGCUUACUAAAAGAGAAAACGGCUCACUUCCGGUUGAUGUGCGUAGCUCAAAAACGUUGCUGCUUAAGCUCCCUAAUAUCUGAAGAUGUUCCCGAUAUGUUCUGAAGAGUUCCAUCUAACGUGAACAUGGGAACAAUAAGGAAUACGACCUCAUGUGAAGUUCCAUCUAACGUGAACCUAGGAACAUGAAGGAAUACGACCUCAUGUGAAGCGACUUUUCCCCGCUAAAGUAAGAGAAUUCAGAGAAAGCAUGGGCUCACAGAGAAAGCCAAUCAUUCACGUGGACUUUUCUUUUCUCUAAUUGGUUCCAGUUUCUUUUAAUGAUUAAGGCAUGAGAAGUUGGAACACAGGCGUGAGUAGGCGUGAGAUUGAAGUUUUUGAUCCGCAGGUGUGACAAUGGCGCCUUAGGCGUGACACUUGGCAGGUAUAUUUUAUUCACCGGUAAAUACUGGGGGAGAAGGAAAUGCCGUUAUAAAAGUGAAAGGAAUGGUCAUUGUUUCACUUUGGGUCUGAAUUAAGGAAAUUAUGGUUUCAUUUAGGGCUCACCGGAUGAAAAGCUGAUAUUUUUACACUUGUGGUAGAGCGCUUGACUUCUAGGGCCUGACAAAUACUAAGGGUCUUAAAAUAACUGGAAAAUAAAGGUAUUGCCUUUGCCCUGCAAAUGGUUAGACCUUUGUGUGAGUCAGAUGACCAUUUAACAGUAGGAGACAUUGAAAUAGUGUCCCCAAUUAGUACUUUAGAGCAAUGUAGGAAAUUCCACCUUUCAUCCCGUUUUCAAUAAAUUGGAACAUAUCCACAUCAGUCAUAAGCUCCAGUUUUAUACCAGUCAUUUUUAACCUGGUAUCCCAACUCAAGCUAGGAGAUGUAAUGGUAACAAUGAUGAUGAUGAUGUUGAUCAUGAUCAUUUUAUUCACACUGGUGCACAAUACGAUAUAACCUGGUUGUAAAUACUGAUACCAGCCAGUCUGUAUUGAGUUGUAGUGUACCACACAACCACAUUUGUCAAGUGUUUUGCUGCUUGAUGAGAGAAAAAUAUUUGUAUUUGUAUUUAUUUGCCACACGAUCACAAUUAAGUGCAUUUUUUUGUAGUUCAAAGAGUGUGGAAUUGUUACCCAUUUUUUUAUGGCUCAUUGUUUUUUGGUUCUUAGCUAAAAGGCUUUUGGGUUCUAUCUUUUCAGGUCCAUGCUUACGUUAUUGCAGAGCUUAAAAACCAAAUGCCUUCUGUUUUUGGCAAAGAGAAGAAGAAGGAGCAACUACUGAACAAGCUCUCUGAGGUUUACAUGAAGAUCCAGAAAGAGCACAACAUCUCCCCAGGGGAUUUCCCUUCCGUGUUGAAAUUCAAAGAGCAGUUGCGAACGUAUGACUUCUCAAAGUUUCAGCCAUUGAGACCUAAGCUGAUUGAGUCCCUUGACCGAAUGUUGGCCAAUGACAUUCCGCGACUUAUGGCUAUGAUACCAUUAGAGAAGGACAGCAGCUAUGGCAGUGAGGCAUCUGUCAGGGGUGGCGCAUUCUCCGUUAGCCAUUCCACCAAUAAUCCAUUUGCUUCUGGGGCUUGCCAGGGAGCUGCUUUUGGCGCUGAGUCAGAUAAAUGGGUGGUGGAAGAUUUCAAAGACGAGUAUGACAGACUGUUUAAAAGCUUGGGUCCAAAGAAUGGAAAGAUCUCCGGUGCCGUUGCAAAGAGAGAGAUGGUCAAGUCAAAACUCCAAAACACAGUACUGGGUAAAAUAUGGACCCUCUCAGACAUUGAUCGUGAUGGGCAGUUGGACGAAGAUGAAUUUGCGCUGGCAAUGUACUUGAUUAAAAUCAAGCUUGAUGACGAUGACGUACCUGAUAAAUUGCCAACUCAUCUGAUUCCACCAUCAAAGCGUUUGGCAAAUGGUAUAGACAAUGAUUAA
This is a messenger RNA of Porites evermanni, 3396 nucleotides long. The record is from the annotation of a GenBank genome assembly. NCBI's taxonomy places the organism in Eukaryota, Metazoa, Cnidaria, Anthozoa, Scleractinia, Poritidae.